AUGGCAAUGGACGGAGGUGUAUCAGCAUUUGGCUCCAUCUUCAACGCAUCAUGGAAGAUCGCAACGGUGGUCUACGAACUCAAGGCGGUGGGAGAACAAACACGAGAUCUGCUCGACACCACCAGCCAAGUCAGUUCAACGCUACAGCACGCCCAGGUGCUGCGACGACAGCGAUCAGGUCUGUUGAACAGUACGGAGAAGAAGUGGAUCGAUGAUGUUUUGCAAGCGAGUGAAAGGGCGGUGGGCAACGUCGCAGCGCUGAUUGAACCGGCGCGGGUUGACAUGCAAACCAAUUUCAGUAAGAUCAAGCUGCUCACUCGCUCGCAAUUCAUCUUGCGAGACUCGCCGAAAGUGCAAGUCCAAUUGGGUCGACUGGGAAUUGCAGCGCAGGGUCUCAACACUGCCAUGGGAGUGCUGUGCCAUCGAGAUGGGUCUGUAUCAUCAGUCAAGACUCCAACUGAGGGCGGCGCUCUCAAGAAAGCCGACAGCGGUGCCAGUGAGAAUGAACUCAAACCUCCUCCGAGCUACGAAGUGGUCGAGCUGCUGGAUAGACGGCGAGAGAGUCUACUAAAGCGACGAGCAUCGAAGUUGCCCAUGAACAACGACGAAGAGAUGAACAAAGCUGCAAUGUCGGACGGGGAUCCAAUUUCCGACCCAAUGGUCAACGUCAAUGUGACGGAAGUACAGCCAACACCCAUGACAUCUCCUCAACCGGAUCAUGACAAAUACGCUGGAUCAGACGGCUUGCAGGUGGUUGAGAAUCAAUGGAGUCAACCUAUUCCUGGAGCCGAUGGCAUGCAAGUGGUCGAGAAUCAGUGGAGUAAACCAGGCACAGGUGCCGACGGCUUGCAGGUGGUCGACAAUUACCCAAGCAGACCAGAUCCGUCUUCCAGAAGUCCGCCCGUGUCCUUAUAUUCAAGCCCGUCAACAACAUCACUUCCCCCAGCUUACUACCAACAUCCUGUCUCCAGCUCUCGCUCUCCAUCGUGUCAGACAUUGAAUCCGAACACCAAUUAUUUUCCCUACACACCACCACCACCACCACCACCACCACCAAAUUCCUGGCAACAGCAAACAGUCUACAAUCACCCUCCACCAUUGUCAACAUCACCAUCAGUUUCAACCUUACGUUCACAGUACAGACCACCAGGUCCACCCUCCCCUCAACCGCCAUACUCCUUCAAUGCCCCCCAACCAAACGCCCAAAUCCAUAACGCCAACUACAAUCCCAAUAUUUACAAUUUACCCCCACCCGCAUCCAUAACAACAUCACCGAUGUCAUACCACCCCUCACCAAACCUAACAGCCUGUUCCUCAGACCCCAACCCAACCUCAAAUCUCAAUCUCUACCCCCGGCCCCUCUCACGCUCCUCCAUCCAAACCGAAGAACUCUCCACCAUAACCCCCCAGCAACACCAACACCAACAGGCACAGCAACAAACAGCACCACGACAAAGAGGCCGAGCACGUGGCCGAGCCUGGCUAGAGCACCAGUUAGAACGAUAG
This is a messenger RNA of Endocarpon pusillum Z07020, 1506 nucleotides long. RefSeq lists its product as uncharacterized. Lineage: Eukaryota; Fungi; Ascomycota; Eurotiomycetes; Verrucariales; Verrucariaceae. The transcript has a single exon. The coding region runs from base 1 to 1506 and encodes 501 amino acids. The record is from RefSeq and is a predicted model, not a curated record.